UGUGUUAUGAUGAGUUUGAGAAUAGGGAAAAAAAUAGUGUUUUAUAGCUUCCACUUUAAGACCUGUCAUUUGAUGGUGACUGGCAUUGUUCUUAUUUUGUGAGACAAAUCCAUAUGGCUAAGGGUUUGUUGCUUUGGCUUAUUUCAAAACAUGUAGCCCACAUUUGUCCCAUUGAUCAAUAAUAUAAGCCUCUUCUCAUUCAUGUAAUUGGAUUACCUUUUUACAGUCAUGUUUUAUUUGUAAUCCAAUAUUUAUCUGCUCUCUCUUUGGCUUGGCAUAAUGUAGCAUAUUCAAAGGUUCAUAAAAAUAUUAAUUAUGCACAAUGACGAAGCACCAAUAAAAAGGAACAUAAAAAUUGGGAGAACAGGUAUAUUCUCAUCUACCGGAUUGUAAGAUAUAAGAGUAACAACAUGUCAUUAUUCAAUACUGUUAAGAAGCUCCCACUAAGAUAGAGUUUGGAGGGAUGAAUGUACACAACUUUACCUCUGUAUUAAUGAUAAUAAAGUAGUUUCCGAUUAUUAACCAUUAGUAGAAAACAUUAUCUGCAAUUUGAAGUGCACAUGCUUUAUGAAUCAUAUUAAGUCUAUUGUAAUCUGAAACAAAAAAUUAUUAACAUCUAUCUCUAUUGAAAUAUUGAACAUAAGAAAUAAGAAUAACCAAAAAAAAAAAAAAUCAUAUUGCUAGAAAACAAAGUAAAAAAUAAAAAAAAUCAUAUUGCUAGAAAACAAAGUUUUAUUUCCAAGUUCUCAGCCACACAGCAAUUCUAAUGGAUUACUUAAGAAAUAAACACAUACCUUGUAGGGUACGUCACCAUGGUUCAACUUAAGUUCUGAAACAAAGUUAUAUCCAUCCUAUAUUGAGUUGAAUCCUGAAAAGGGAUUUCGUCUUAAUUGGAGCAAGUACCGCACUUUCUAGGCAACAUCAUGAGAUUGAAUCUCGUCUAGUCUCUCCUCCUCCAACCUACCCUGUAAUACGAAAAAAAGAAGAAAAAAGUUGAAACCUGAUUUUGUGGUUGUCAAAAGACUUCUAUCAAUUAUCAAACAACAAGUUGUCAAGAUUGGCCUACGAAUUGUAACUUCUGUAAAAAUGGUUACCUUAUGGAAAAGUACACCAGACAAAGCCACCUGAAUACCCACAUGGAUUUGCAUCCAAAAGACUUAAUCAAGGACAGCCAGCAAUGUGAUAUGUUCUCAGUUUGAAUCUAUAAAACUAAACAUAUUUCUCAAUCCUCAACCAAACACUUCUACAUCCUCAUCAUCACAAUUCACAGUUUAUUCUUAGCAACAUCUUCAUAAGAGCAAAAAGAAUACUUAAAUAUAUCAAUCGAUAAACUGACUACAAAAUGAUCAGUAUAAAGAAGCUAAUUAAAAUGGCUAGGAAGUGGCAAAAACUAGCAGUUGUGAGUAGGAGAAGAAUUUCCUGGUCAAGAACAGUCACAGAAAAGGGUCACUUUGUGGUCUACACAAGUGAUAAAAGACGGUUUAUGAUUCCUUUGGCGUACCUAAAAAGUGAGAUUUUCGUAGAGCUCUUUAGAAUGGUAGAGGAAGAAUUCGGAGUAGCAGCUUCAGGGCCAAUUGUGCUUCCUUGUGAUUCAAGUUCCAUGGAGUAUGCAAUGUCUAUCAUCCAGAGACAUGUAGCUGAGGAUUUAGAAAAGGCAUUGAUCAUGACCUUGAUCACCUGCAGUUAUUCUGCAUCAUCAAAUGACAUUCAUAAACAAGAUAAUCACCAAAUGUUGAUUUGUAGUUGUUAGGAACAUUACAUAGUCUUGUGUACAUUAUAGUUUUACAGAUAGUUCAUAGUUGUACAAUUUGACUUGAGAAAUUUAAUGGAAGUUCUAGAGCAAUAUUUUGACUAACACAAAUUCUUGUGAGAGACGAUCUCUUUGAGAGACCAUCCCUAAUUUGAUCAGUCCAUUAUCAUAUUUUAAUUUAAUUAAGCUUUAAUGGGUUGGGCCUGAGACCGGCUGUAACUAAAAAUUUUCUUGUGUUGGCAAUAAACGGCUCUUUGUCCCUUCGUGUUUAGGGUUAUGCUUGUAUUGGAAGUAUAGAAUUUAUGGGAAAAUAAAAGUUAAACUAACGAAAUAAGGUUAUUAAAGUAGAAAAUUAAGAGAAUAUUUUUGUUAGAGCAAGAAAUAGUUUUUAAGUAUUGGAGGAAAAAAAAAAAAGAAAAAUUAGUCUCCUUAUUUUGGCCGUAAAUAUUUACUCUAGUGGGAUGGAUGAGUUUUCUUAUUCUCCCAAAAAUAAGGAAGAUCACAACACGCAUAGACCAAUGCCAUUAACAACCUUCUUCAAAUUAUACUCUAACUUGGAUUUUGCUUUGUUUUGAAUUUGUUGAAGAAUGAAGACUUCCAUCAAAUGUGUACUCUCUCUGUCCCCCUUAUUUAGCGUUAUUUUCUAUUUUGAGAUAUCCUUUUAAUUUUGUAUCAUUCCUAUUUUUGGAAAGACUCACUACAUUCUUUUAAUCUCAUCAAUACAUUCUAACUCUCUUUUAAUAUCAUCCAUACAAUUCAAUCUUUCUUUUCAUUUAUUACGAAAUAUAUACCUUAUCCUUAAAAGUAACUCACUUUUUCUAAGCAUUAAAAUAAACACAUUGUGUUCUAGCACGACUAAAAUUAUAAUGCCAGAUAGAGAUAUCAUAAUAUAUGUGCUUGUU
Amaranthus tricolor (Joseph's coat) is the source of this 2652-nucleotide messenger RNA. RefSeq names its product auxin-responsive protein SAUR68-like. NCBI's taxonomy places the organism in Eukaryota, Viridiplantae, Streptophyta, Magnoliopsida, Caryophyllales, Amaranthaceae. The record is from RefSeq and is a predicted model, not a curated record. Gene Ontology annotation, biological process: response to auxin. The transcript has a single exon. Bases 1343 to 1750 code for a protein of 135 amino acids.